Molecule: messenger RNA, 3433 nt
Organism: Diospyros lotus (date-plum)
Lineage: Eukaryota; Viridiplantae; Streptophyta; Magnoliopsida; Ericales; Ebenaceae
Product: protein WHAT'S THIS FACTOR 9, mitochondrial
Exons: 2
Coding region: 795-2045 (416 amino acids)
Molecular function (GO): RNA binding
Source: RefSeq, a predicted model, not a curated record
UCCAAAUUCACCGACUGAUCUUCUCCCAAAAUCAAAAACAUCCCAAAACUACUCAUCCAACGGCUGAUCUGCUCCUCGCCGUUGCCGAAGAGGACGCCGCCGCCGCAGCUAGUCGCCGCCGCUUGAUCUGGAGUCGCCGCUGCUCGAUCUGGACUCGGGUUCGGCCGAUUUCGUCCUCUUCUCCGGCCGAUCCUUCUCUUCUCUUCUCUUCUCCGUUGAUGGCCGUGGGGGGAAGCGCGCUGAUGGCAGUUGGGGGAUGAGGGAGAGAUGGCGAGAAGAAUCUGAUCGCCAAAAGUGGCGAGGCAUUUCAAGGUUGUCAAAAAUUUGACGAGGCGAACUGACGAUAGCGAGCACUGCUGCAGCGAGAUUUCUGGAGAAUCUCGCCAAAGAUAGCUUUGGCGAGCUGGAGAAGAGGCUGCUGGAGAUAAUUCAGGAUGUUCUAUAAUGUGGAAUCUAAACCCUGGCAAAAACCCUACUUCGUCUGGAAGCCCAAGUGAAGAAGCCUGGCUUUUGCAGAACGACACCACAAAGAGGAAGCCUCGUUACCGUCGCCGCCGCCGCGAAGCUUUCUUAUAUCUCUUGCUUCUGCCUCUGGUGAUUUGGGCGGUCUCUGUCUCCUCUUUCUUCACUGCUUUUUGUUACUUGUUUUUCUGUCUCGCAUUGUGGUAGUGUUCCUUGGGAGUAUUAAGGUUUGAGUUGCAGGUUUCUGUUUCUUUCCAAAUCUGAGAAAUUGGUGUUUGGGGGUUUUGAUGAUUGAAGGACUUGGCAGAGUUGGGUUCAUCCCCUGAAGAACGAUGUUCUUGUUCAAGUUGAAUCGAUCAAACCCCAGGAAGUUACUAUUUUCUUCUCGACCAUCGGUUUUUUCCUUUUCUAAAUCUCCUGCUUAUUAUGUGUACACCCAGAACUGUAGCUAUGUGGAUGUGUACAUGAAAUGGAAGAAAGACCCCUUCUAUGACUCGAUUGAGUCCAUCCACAAAUCCAUCGAACUCAAGCCCUUAAUCGCUCUCAAGAACUGUAUCACGGCCGCCCCCAGUGGAUGCAUCCCCAUCUCUGCCGUGUCAAAGAGAGGCAAAGAAUUAGGGUUACCCUCGGCCAUGAAGGUUGCUAGGUUCCUUAGGCAAUACCCAUCUGUUUUCGAGGAGUUUACUGGACCCAAUUACAAUCUGCCGUGGUUUAGGCUGACUGCAGAAGCUGUCCAGCUUGAUAGAGAGGAAUGUGAGGUUUAUGAAGGCUGCAAGGCUGAUCUUCAAGUGAGGCUGAAGAAAUUGGUGUUGAUGAGUGGUGAGAGGAGGCUGCCAUUGAAGAUAAUUCAGGGGAUGCAAUGGUAUCUGGGCUUGCCAGAUGAGUUUCUGCAAGACCCGGAAAGGAAUCUUGAUGAUGGGUGUUUCAGGGUUGUGGAGAUGGAAGAUGGGUUGAAGGGAUUGGCUGUAGAGAGUGAAGAAAAAGUUUUUUCAGUAAUGCAGAAAAAUGCGAUUAAGAGAGGUGGAUAUGGUGGAGGUCCAAGGGAGGCAAUUGGAUUUCCCCUUUUUCGGUCCAAGGGUUUGAGGUUGAAGCAGAAGAUUUUGAAUUGGUUGGAUGAGUUUCAGAGCCUUCCAUAUGUGUCACCGUAUGAGAAUGAUUUGGGUUUGCAUCCGGAUGGUGAUAUUGCAGAAAAAAGGGUUGUGGGUGUACUUCACGAGCUGCUCAGUCUCUUCGUUGAGCAUGCUGCUGAGAGGAAGAAGAUCCUCUGCCUCCGGAAAUUCCUGAGAUUGCCCCAGAAAAUGCACAAGGCAUUUGAGCGGCAUCCAUAUAUCUUUUAUUUGUCUUUGAGGAACAAGACUUGCACAGCAAUAUUGAAAGAAGCUUACUCUGAUAAGUCAUCUACAGAGGCUCAUCCUCUGUCAAGGGUGAGAAAAAGGUACAUUAGUCUGAUGAAGGAAUCUGAGGUUAUUUUGAAAAGUAAAAGGGUGAAUAAUCAGUCCAAUGACCAUGGAAACUUGCGUCCACCAUUGGACUUGGAUUAUGAAGAAGAGAACAGAACUGAAAUGGCAGAAGGUUCUAUGUAGAUGUGACAUUCUUAUAACAUAUGAACCAGGCAUCUUAAGUUCCAUUGAAGUGGGACUAGUCGAGCAUCAAGAUCGAUGAAAUGAUAUUAAUGUCUUUGGACUGAAUUUAACAAAACAUGUUGACAUUCAUUUGCUAGCUAAUGUCAUGGAAAUGUUGUGUCAUCUAUGCUGACACUGAUUUGCCAACAAAUAUGGGAUGGAUAUAUCAUGCUCCUAGUGGUUAUCAAUCAGGCAAGUUGCAGCAGAGCACCCUGGGGAAUGCCUUUGCUUGGCACCUGCGGUCUAAUUGAAGUAAAUGUUGUUUACACAGGAUGGCUUUGGAGAGAGUAAUGAUACAAUACAGCCUCGUCCUCUGGGCUGCCCAUUUUGGCCUCCCCUCCCCUCGGUUGCUGCAUCAUUAUUCUUUUCUUUUGUAAUCGGAACAAAUAAUUUAAUUUUGGCAUAAGGCAUAAACAUGCCCUCCAAGUUAUGCCUAAUAGCUAUUUGUGCCCCUGAAAUUGAAUGGGGACCUAUCAUGCCUCUGAAGUUCUAAUUUUGAUCCUAUUACACACAUGAAAUCUCAAAUGCGUGCUUGUGACUUACAUGCGCUUGGUUAAAACCCUAUCACAUAACUGGGCCGGCAGAGCUGGCCGGCGGCAUGGGAGGCUAGCGGUCGCGGGCAGCAGAUGUGGGUGGGCAGCGGCAGGCCGGCGAUAGCAGCGGUGUGGGUGGCAGAUUUGGUCACCGGCGGUGUGGGAGGCAAGCGAUUGUGUCGCUCGCUCGCCUUCCUCGUGCUGGUGGAGACGAAGAAAGCACUCCACUUUCUCUCUCUCUAUCUCUCUCUCUCUACAUUACCAAAUUACCAACGGAUAUGGCUAGUGGUAGCCGCUGGCGGUCAACCUCUCCGGUGAAGGCACCGCAGUUAUUCAAGAUAAUAAACUCCUCGGUUGUUCAUCAGAAGUUGGUAUUGCAUUAAUAACCAUAAUGCAUAUACAUAUAUAUGGAUAAUUAGAUAAUAUUUAUGCAUUGUUUAUAUUAGUUUUGGAGCAUUCAAGAUGUUAUUUUAUGUUUUAAACAUCACGAAAUGUAUAUAUUUUAUUUAUAAGACGCGUUUCCCUGCUUCAGUUUACUUCCAGUACUUUGAAGGAUUUUCAGGAGAAACCGUUUACUGCUUAGUACUUAGGAUACGCCAGAAUUUGUACAUUUUGUGCAUACACACUGUCAACUGUAUGGAUAAGCUGUGUUGCAGUGCAGCACCUCUUUGUUUCUGUUUAGAUAUUAGUCAUUUCGCCCCCACGUGCGUAGCACGGUUGGUUUUCAAGUAGCAAAUUAUACCCAAUGAUGCAGAUUCGAGUCAUGGCAGCCGCAGUGUGGGAGUUUCAGCCUUCUGUGGGGUGGCUUCUUGUGGG